This is a messenger RNA of Alternaria burnsii, 1776 nucleotides long. RefSeq lists its product as uncharacterized. The record is from RefSeq and is a predicted model, not a curated record. Bases 1 to 1776 code for a protein of 591 amino acids. The transcript has a single exon. NCBI's taxonomy places the organism in Eukaryota, Fungi, Ascomycota, Dothideomycetes, Pleosporales, Pleosporaceae.
AUGAGAUUGGAAAACAUCUUCGCCGAGAAGAUGUCCUCAUCAGACAAGCGCGAGAUACAGAGACGGCUCGAGCGUGUCAGCAUGCCUCCGCGCAUUUCCACCAGCUUUCCAGGAGUCAACCAAGAAGGGUAUCUGGCUCCUGAGCAGUCACGACUGUUGCCUUCUCCCAGCAAAGUUCCGAAUUCUAGUCCAAGAAGACGGAAGAACAAGAAGGUGGACCAGAUCUUCUAUGGAAGUGAGAAUACUCAGGAUACUAAUCAGAAGCCCCGCCGUAGAGCAGACAUCGAAGAGCAAUUAAGGCAAGAUCCAUACCACACAUUUCUCGAAGGUGGAAAUUUGCCCGGAGACCUUGACUUUAUCGACGAAGUUGACACCAACGUGCAAAGACCGGUGCGGUCAGAGUACCUCAACGACGAGUCGCCCAACACGCAACAGUCACGGAUUGUCGCACCAGAAUCAGUCCGAGACAAGCUUGUAAAGACACCUAGGCCACCCAUGGUAAGUGUCCUAUGCGGUCGGCAGGAUCCAGGGUCAUGGUACUUGACGCGACGUUUGGUUCGUAUGCCAGGGAACGAUGGCGAUGACGUAGUGUCACUGCUCAAACGCCGAAACAUUGACUCAGAUGCAGCGGAACUACAUCGACUGUGGCGACACACUGGCAUCAUUCCGACGCGUUAUCGCGAUAUCAACUUUGAUACGGAUGGCAUCAAUCCGCAGCAUACGUGGAUCGCAUGCUGGCCACUGAUGAAUGCAGCCAUAUAUGGGUACAUGAUAGAGGACAUUGAGUUCGUUGACCGAGUGAUGGAUCUUCUGGAAAAGAAUAUAGUGAAGGGUGUGCGUCCAGACGUUGACACGGUUUCCCAUAUUUUUGGCGAGAAGCGACAGCAUAUGCCGAUGAUGUUGCAGCAUUUCCUGGUUGAUCGCUGGGUCGAUCAUAGUACCAGAGGCUUUGAGGAUGUCGAUCCGCAUAGUUUACCGGAGUUCUUCAUCUGCGCUGCACUCGAUACGGCCACGCGACGCCUCUCGCACAUGGCGAGACAUUCGUCGUCAUCUGGCUGUCAGUAUCAUACGCAUCCGAAGUCAGUGGAGUGCUACAGGGAUAGAAAUAGCCAAGCAGAGGCAAUGAGACAAGGACGCUACAAAUAUCGUCGUGAAAAAGCGAGUCGAGAGGCUGAAAAGGCUGCCGCAGAUUCUAUCAAGUACGGUAUUGCGACAGUUGACUGGGAGGCGCGAAGAGCGGAGGCGCAUCGAGCGCUUCACGACCAGGUCGAUGAUUACUCACCUACUACCAGCAGCUGGAUGGAGACUUCAGGCCAAGGCGUUGAAGGGAAUGCAUCGGAGCAGGUUGAUUGGACGUACGGUGCUCCUGCGCCAGAAAGAGAGAAUCCAGAAUUCUACCUCAACUUUGGGUCUUCGUCCAUGUUCGGGACCACGCGGGCAGAUGGCGCUCUCGAUGAGGUGAAGGUCGCCCCACCAGCGGGUGAGCCACCGCUGCCGCCACCAACAGACAUGCCUGUCGAUGACCCUGAUAGUACGAUCGAAAGCAACCAGUACGCUGCAGUACCGACAGGAGAUAAGAAGAGUGAGAAAUCUGCGUACGAUGACGCGAUGCCCUUCGUAAAGAAUGAGGGAGACUUUGAGUCGAUACCCUCAAACGCGACUGCUGUCGCGCCUGAAGUCCACGCGUGCGCACAGGCCACAUCACCAGAGAGCACACGCCGGAAGAAGCGCGCCACAUGUCCCGGAUCGUUUCCGGAAUCUAGGUCUGAAGUUUGA